This is a messenger RNA of Brassica rapa (field mustard), 4483 nucleotides long. Its product is annotated as RNA helicase aquarius. Gene Ontology annotation, cellular component: catalytic step 2 spliceosome. Gene Ontology annotation, molecular function: mRNA binding; helicase activity. Lineage: Eukaryota; Viridiplantae; Streptophyta; Magnoliopsida; Brassicales; Brassicaceae. The record is from RefSeq and is a predicted model, not a curated record. Gene Ontology annotation, biological process: mRNA splicing, via spliceosome.
CCUUCAACUUUUAAAAUUUUAUAAUUAUAACAAAAAAAUUGAUAAGAAAAUACAGUUUUUAUAAACAUAAAAUCACACUUUUUAUUUACCAAACAAUCUUAUAAUGAAACUUUAAUUUAAACAAAGUUAUAAUUAUAAAAAAAUCUUAUAAAAAUUAAAACUAAAUAGAGUUGAUUUUUAACUUUCAUAAAUAAAAAGUACUUGUUGUAAAAUAAAAAUAAAAUUUUUAAGAAUAUUUUUUUUUUAGAAACAAAAACAGAGGAAUACAUCGGAGAGAAACACAUCUGUAUUUUAGAGUUAAUCUAUUUUUUUUCUAAAAAGGAAACACAUCGGAGAAUGUCUAAGCAUAUACCAAGGUAACUUGUAUAAGUAAACCUAGCUCUACCAUUUUAUAUCGUCAGUAUAUUCAGUUUCAGCGCUAAUCUAAGACCCAAUAAAUCAUUGGCCAUUUCAAAUUAUUUUAACCAUCCAAGUAUAAAAAUACUUCGAGCUCAAAUAUCGGCCCAGGCCCAUAUACCCGUAAACUAACUCAGUCGGGUCGGGUCGGUCUCUAACACGGCCUUUUAUCUUCUCCGUCGACGAGUUUCGUCUCUCCUCGGCGACGCUUAAGCCCUGAAACUCAACUCCCACUUCACUAUCAUCCUCCUCAUCCUCCUCCUCUCCAUUUCCCUUUCUGUAUGCGUAGAGAAUGACGAAGGUCUACGGAGUCGCCGACUUCAAGCGCCACAGAGUCGCCGAGUACCCCCUCGAGUCCACCACUCUCCCGAGCACCUCAAUCACUCUAUCCGAGAUCCAGCACGACAGAUUAACGAAGAUCGCCGAGGAGAGCUGGACCCGAACCGGAGGAGGCAAACCGUUCGAUCCGGAAGUCGUCUAGGAGAUUUACGCGGCGGAGCUGAAGGUCGCCGGCGGCGGCGGCGGCGGCGGAAGGAAGCCUGUUCCGCUGCAGCGGGUGAUGGUUCUCGAGGUGAGCCAGUACUUGGAGAACUACCUGUGGCCUAAUUUCGAUCCCGAGGCGGCCUCUUUCGAGCAUGUUAUGUCGAUGAUUCUUAUGAUUAACGAGAAGUUCAGGGAGAAUGUGGCGGCUUGGAUUUGCUUUCAUGAUCGUGAAGAUCUUUUUAAGAAGUUUCUUCAGAAGGUUCUUCGACUUAAAGAGGGAAGAGAGUUGACUAUUGCUGAGAAGACAAAUUAUUUGGUCUUCAUGAUCAAUGCAUUUCAGAGUUUGGAAGAUGGGGUGGUUAAUGAGACUGUUCUAAGUCUAGCAGGAUUACAGUCUUGGCACAGUUUGUCUUAUGGACGUUUCCAGAUGGAGCUCUGCCUUCAGCCUGAUUUAAUAAAAAAGUGGAAGAGGUCAUCGAAGAAGUGGGCAGCUGAGGCUAUGUCAAAGGGGGAGCAGUUUGAUCCAUCUUCAUCACCUGAAGCAAAUUUUGUUCGAGGCCUAAUAGAAGAAUUCGUCGAGGUGCUUGAUCACGGUGUUUUUGCGGAGGAGGUUGAUGAUACUGCUGUUUCUCAAUUGGUCGAUGAUUCUUCUGUCUUAUACUGCGAGAGAUUCAUGGAAUUUCUCAUUGAUAUGCUGAACCAACUUCCAACAAGAAGAUACUUGAGACCUCUUGUGGCGGAUAUAGCAGUUGUUGCCAAGUGUCGACUGAGUGUCCUAUACAAACAUGAAAACGGGAAGCUUUUCGCCCAAUUAGUUGACUUGUUACAGUUCUACGAGAAGUUUGAGAUUAAGGAUCAUGAUGGAACACAAUUAACUGAUGAUGAAGCACUUCAGUUUCAUUGUUUUAUGGCGUUUCAGCUACUUGCCUUUAAGAAAAUACCUAAGUUGCAAGAUGUGUCUUUGGCUAACAUUGGUUCGGUUCACAAGAGUUCUGAUCUUAGGAGGAGAUUGUCUGCGCUUUCUCUUGAAGAUUUAAGGGAUGUUGUCUGCUCAAAGCUUACGAAAACCGUGGACUUCAAAGAUACUUUCCUUGAUGCAAAUCAUCUCAGUGAAAGUUUUCCAGAUUAUGAGGUAUCUUUCGUAAAUGCUGAUGGUGCUGAAGUUCUGGAUCCAAGGCCUCCGUUUCGAAUCACUCUUCCAAAAACACUAAAAGGGAAUGCUAAUGCUCUUUCUGGAAAUAAGAUAUCUGAAGUAGAUCCAGCAGAAAAUGUUGAUAUGGUGGAUGUGUCCCCGAAGGAGAAACUUAUUGUCGAGGCAUAUACCCCACCAGACCCAGGGCCUUAUCCUCAGGACCAGCCGAAGCAGAACUCAGUUAAAUUCACACCUACGCAGGUUGGAGCGAUCAUUUCUGGUAUUCAGCCUGGGCUCACUAUGGUGGUUCGUCCACCGGGUACCGGAAAGACUGAUACAGCUGUGCAAAUCUUAAAUGUGCUAUAUCAUAACUGUCCUUCACAAAGGACCUUAAUUAUCACUCAUUCAAAUCAGGCUUUGAAUGAUCUUUUUGAGAAGAUAAUGGAGAGGGAUGUGCCAGCGCGGUAUCUACUCCGUCUAGGUCAAGGUGAACAAGAGCUUGCCACCGAUCUUGACUUUAGCAGACAAGGCCGUGUCAAUGCCAUGCUUGUUCGACGUUUAGAACUGCUCAGCGAGGUUGAAAGAUUAGCAAGAUCACUUCAACUUCCAGAGGAUGUAGGUUAUACGUGUGAAACAGCUGGGUAUUUCUGGUUGCUUCAUGUCUACUCGCGCUGGGAGCUAUUUCUUGCUGCUUGUGCUGGAAAUGAAAACAACCCAUCGUUUGUUCAAGAUCGCUUCCCUUUCAAAGAAUUCUUCUCAGACGCGCCUAAACCUGUUUUUAGCGGGGAGUCAUUUGAGAAAGACAUGAGGGCAGCUAAAGGUUGUUUCACUCAUCUCAAGACUGUUUUCCAAGAGCUAGAAGAGUGUAGGGCCUUCGAACUACUCAAAUCAACUGCUGAUAGAGCAAAUUACCUGAUGACCAAACAAGCAAAGAUUGUAGCAAUGACGUGUACUCAUGCGGCAUUAAAGAGGAGAGACUUUCUUAAGUUGGGAUUCAAGUAUGAUAACUUACUGAUGGAAGAAAGUGCUCAGAUUUUGGAAAUCGAGACUUUCAUACCAAUGUUGCUUCAGAGACAAGAAGAUGGCGUUUCACGACUCAAGCGCUGUAUAUUGAUUGGUGAUCACCACCAGCUGCCUCCCGUGGUGAAGAACAUGGCUUUCCAGAAAUACAGUCACAUGGAUCAGAGUCUGUUUACGAGGUUUGUUCGUCUUGGUAUUCCAUAUAUCGAGCUUAAUGCUCAAGGAAGAGCGAGGCCAAGCUUAGCCAAACUCUACAACUGGAGAUACAGAGACUUGGGAGACCUUUCCAUUGUUAAGGAAGCACCCAUCUUCCAUAGAGCAAAUGCUGGUUUCUCAUAUGACUAUCAGUUGAUUAAUGUGCCUGACUACGAAGGGAGAGGAGAGUCAACACCAUCUCCAUGGUUUUAUCAAAAUCAGGGAGAAGCUGAAUAUAUCGUCAGUGUCUAUAUAUACAUGAGAUUGCUAGGAUAUCCUGCUAAUAAGAUAUCUAUAUUGACGACGUAUAAUGGGCAGAAGCUCUUAGUCCGUGAUGUUAUCAACCGUCGCUGUGUUCCUUAUUCUUUCAUCGGCCCGCCUAGCAAGGUGACUACAGUGGACAAGUUCCAAGGACAACAGAACGACUUUAUUUUGCUGUCUCUUGUACGGACACGCUUUGUUGGACAUCUACGUGAUGUAAGAAGGUUGGUAGUUGCAAUGUCACGUGCUCGUCUCGGUCUGUACGUGUUCUGCCGCCGCUCUCUCUUUGAACAAUGCUAUGAGCUGCAACCAACGUUUCAGCUUCUUCUGAGAAGACCCGAUCGGCUCGGACUCAACCUGAGUGAGAACACAUCACCGUAAACAGAUCGUGCGGUGGAGGAAGUUGGAAAUCCUUAUCUUGUUCAUGAUGUUGAAGAGAUGGCACACAUAGUUCACGAUAGGAUGAACGAGUUCUACAAGGCACAAGGGGUGUACGAGCAAUACCAGAAUCACAGCCCACAAAUUGAAGACGGUAAUCACAUGGAGAGUGAUGCAGUUCUUGGUGAAGAUGGUGAACCUGAGAUGAAGAUGCAGCCACAAAUAGAAGACGGUGAUCACGACAUGGAGAGUGAUACAGUUGUUAGUGAAGAUGGUGAAUCUGAGAAGAAGAUGCAGCCAGUGGUAGAUGGUGUAGUUGAAGAAUCAUCAAAGGAGACGGUUGGCAUGGAGGUGGACUAUGGAUUUAGCAGUGAGAAUGCGAAAGCUUGAUGAGAAUUAGAGCAGAUCAAACCUUGAGUUUUCAUUUCUUCGUUUCCUUUCACGUAACUGGUAAAAUCACUAAACACCUCGAAUGAUUUUAAAUUGUACAACAAUUCCAUCGAUGCAUAUACUGAUUUCUAUUUCUCUAUAUAUAGAGGAUCAAUCUAUGAUAAUGUUUUGUUGGUGAUGAGAUAGAGCAUUAUAAAUUUAAUGGAUAUGGAGUCACUGAGCGCGGUA